Molecule: messenger RNA, 5160 nt
Organism: Psilocybe cubensis
Lineage: Eukaryota; Fungi; Basidiomycota; Agaricomycetes; Agaricales; Agrocybaceae
Exons: 22
Coding region: 1-5160 (1719 amino acids)
Biological process (GO): reciprocal meiotic recombination; double-strand break repair via synthesis-dependent strand annealing
Cellular component (GO): nucleus
Molecular function (GO): ATP-dependent chromatin remodeler activity; DNA translocase activity; ATP binding
Source: RefSeq, a predicted model, not a curated record
AUGCAAUCGACUCGGGAAGUAAACCAACUUUUGCACACCCUACGUGGAGAACAGUUCCGUCAUUCACAAAAUCUGACCAAUUCCCGUUCACAUCUUUCAUAUAUACCUAAUACCAACUCCCCUACGUUACCUAUAGGAUUAACGAUUCCUGAAUAUGACGAAUCGGGUUCCACUGAAGGCACGCGAAGAUCGAGACCUUUGCCUUUGUAUUCUGGUCCAGCUCCUCCAAAAAGCUGGAUUCCAGCACCUGAAAAUGACAUCAAGGACACUUUUCUUUGGCGUGCAAAAGCAUUGGAUAUUGUCGCCCCGCAUCUUGACAACUUUAUGAACUCGCCUCGGGUUCCCUCUCUGGCCUUGCUUUGCAUGCAAUUGAUAAUUUCAGGAUGUAAAAACAGCAAGGCACUUCAGGAGGAUGUAGUGCCAUUCAUACCACCCCACCUUCGACGCGAUUUAAUACGCCAUUGUGCAAUACAUGCACCGCUACCUGAAUGGAAGCUUUAUGCCCUGCUCAAUAGUAAUGGCCAUACCGACGGUGAAAUUAUCGUCAUGGGCCCCACGGCGUAUCUUCGAGAAGACCAUUUUCUGCGACAAAUGCCAUCGUCACAAGACGCGCGUCAUUCUUCUCAUACAGAGAAAGUAGAUCGUGACUGGGAAGUAGAGGAUGAGUCUGAACGGCCUUUGCGUUCCAUCGUCCUUGUAUCCACCCGAUUAUACACGUCGACAUUGUUGACAUUCCCGCCCUCAAUAACACUCCUAGCUCUUAUUAACCUACCUACAUCAGUAUCACUUCACCGACUGCCAAAACUAUGUCCAUUAAUCGCCGUAUUAGAUCUAUCGUUUAAUUUUUGGCUCAACGAUGCAGUAGGAGGUGCAACUUACGCCUUAGAUAAGAUUGAGUGGGUACGAUGGGGACAUUUGAAGGUGUUGGGUUUGAGAGGUUGUUUUGUGUCUACUGAAUUGCUCAAGAAAAUUAACGAAGGUAGAUGGGAUGAUAUAGAUUCCAUCAGAGAGGCGCGCGUAGAGCCUACAUCGCGAUCAAAGAAGGCAAAACUUGUCUGGAAAUAUCUUGUUAGGUGGAAGGGUUAUAAGCCAGAAGAUGAUACGCGAGUAAUGAUUUUUAGACUUGCUAACUCACCUAACGAUCGAGAAAUAUAUAGGUGGGAGCCAGCAGAGUCAUUUGUUGGCUCUGAGGACAUGGUAGAAGCAUUUUGGGAACGCGCGAGAACAAAUGGGAGAGAUAGAAACGAUAUGUCACUGUUUAAGUCAGGAGAAACCUUUCGUCCCAUUGGGCCUCCCAAGCGCUCCAAACGUAAAUCAACAAACGACCAACCUGAAUCAGGUUCACCUAAAGCAAACUCUUCACCAGAACAAGUGGAACUGUCUGUACACAGCAGCUCGGGGAAACGUCGUCGCAGCUCCCCGGAGUUACUGGAGAGUCCGCGAAAAUCCCAGCGAUUAACACGAAAUGAUUUAGCUCAUCAAGCUCAACAAAUUCCCGCUUCGGAAGAGACUCUCAACCGUCGUCUAAAUCAAGGCGGUAAAACACAAAGCAGUCAAGCCAAAGGAUCUGCCACUCGCAAACAGAAAAAAUCACUUAAAAUACCAUCUCCUGAAAUUAUCCCUGACUCAGAUGUGGAGAUGAAUCCUUCAACCUCUGCGAACCCUGUGAAAGAUUUUGGAGAGCAAUCGUCGGUGGACGCAUUGCCACGUGGGCAGUUGGUUAAGGCCCAAGAAACAAAUUUACCGCUCCAUCGCGCUCGAGCAGACAAUCCGUUGGUUAAGGUGAUCGAUUAUUCGGAGACCACGGGCAUACCAAAUGCCAUUCCUUCUAAAACGCAUGCCGUCGAACGCUUCAAUACAAUUUCUUCAUCAAGCGUAGAUACUAAUCAAGCCAAACGUGCAAGGCCUGGACCGGGACGAUCGUCUGCAGGACUUAAAAGACCAGUAAAAAAUACCAGUUCCCUCCUAAUCUCUGAGAAAGGCUCCCUUAAAACGAUUAAGGGAAGACACUCAAGAGAGACAGCAGGCAGCCCAACUAAGGAAAUCGAUGUUGUUGACCUUACAGACAAUGUGCCUACCCAAGAGAUAGAAACUUCUGCGCCCGAAGUUGCUCCUUCUGGACCAGAGCUGUUACAACUAGCAGGCUUUGAUACGAAAGCGGCUGAACUCCCAGACUUUGACGAGGAUGAGAUUGAUGGCGAAAAAGUUCAACAACAACUUAAUCCCGAUGGUAAUUCAAGUUUAUCGUCAGAUAUUUUAAAACAGGCAGACGAAACAUCUACCCCUGAAACCCAUAGUCGAGCACCAGAAUUUAUUGAAACACGAAAUGGAUCUACAAUAUUUGGUCGAUUUAAUCUAGGCUCCGAUCCAACUAAAAUACCAGAGCAAACGAAACCAUCACGUCUAGUUGUGAUUCUUGACGCCUCGGUUUCUAUUCCUAUCCUUUUGGACGAGACAGCUACUUUGCCAAACCCAAUGAGCCUAAGGGUUGGAGGCACUGGGAUACCGGGAAAAUUUUACAAUCCAAAUGCAGCAAUAACGCUCCUUGGAACAGUUCGUGCAGGAGGCGCUUUUGCCUUGGCUGAUAUGGACCAGGAUGCAAAUGACGAAGAGACGAAACAUUUUACACGGUUUUCCUCCCGCCUUGGAGCAGGCGACAUUUUUGUUGCCGUUGCCGGAGUGAUACCUUUGCAUUUCUUCUACAUGCUACGUCGAAUUCCUACCACCUCAGAUGGAAAGACAUUGGAUCGUCUACAAGAUAGCACACGCCUCAAUAAGCCGUUCAAACCACCCACUUUAGCAGUUCCAAAGCAUGUCCAGCCGUCGCGUAAGCGAAAGCGCGCUGUUUCAUAUAAGGAAGAUGUAGAGGACGGCUCUGGAUCCGAGUCCGAGCAUUCUAAAAAGAAACAGAAGAAGUCCAUGGAUAAAGACGGAGUGUAUCAUAAUGAGGCAGACCUACUCGCAGCGAUACCCAAGUAUCCGGUGUAUUCGGUAAAGCCAUUCAACGAGGUCAGCUCUCGUCGAUUCUCUCUACCGACCAUGGUAAAUAAGGAUGGGAAGCAAAUCACUCUAUUUCCUACCCACGCUUCUCUUGGCGUUCGCCCACCAGCUAAGAUUAUUCCCCGGCCACUCCAUGAUCCUAUGGAGGAUCACGCCAUUGUGUUGUACGAUCCAACAAUCGACGAUCGCGAAACGGACGAGGAAAGGAAGGAAAGAGAGAAGGAAGAGGCUAAAGAACGCGAAGCUAAAGAGCUCAGGGAGAAGAUGGCAGGCAUGUAUAACCCGCACAAGAGUUUGAAAUCGCUAUUGGGAGAAGGAACGGACAAGGCCAAGGUCAGCAAAGUUCCAGUGGUCAUUGAUCCAAGGCUCUCCAAAGUGCUUCGACCACAUCAAGUUGAAGGUGUCAAGUUUCUGUACAAAUGUACAACUGGGAUGCUUGUCGAAAACCAAUACGGUUGCAUUAUGGCCGAUGAAAUGGGGCUGGGAAAAACUUUACAAUGCAUUGCACUUUUAUGGACCUUGCUGAAGCAGUCGCCACGAGCAGGAAAGCCAACGAUAGAGAAGUGCAUCAUUGUCUGCCCCUCGAGUUUGGUUAAAAACUGGGCCAACGAACUGGUAAAAUGGCUAGGUCCAGAUGCAAUAACACCUCUUGCUGUUGAUGGGAAAGGAACGAAGGCACAACUAUUGGAAGGCGUAGCCAGAUGGGUUGCAGCGCGUGGACGAAAUGUGACGCAGCCAGUAAUGAUUGUAUCUUAUGAGACUCUUCGCACACUGACCCCAUAUAUCGCAAACUGCGAGAUUGGUUUAUUACUUUGUGACGAAGGACACAGACUGAAGAAUUCAGAAUCCCAAACAUUUCAAACACUAUUCAGCUUGAAGGUUUCGCGCCGCGUCAUUUUGACUGGCACGCCGAUUCAAAACGAUCUUUCCGAAUAUUUUUCUCUCCUCAACUUUGCCAAUCCCAACUUCCUGGGCUCCAAGAAUGACUUUAGAAAAAACUUCGAAAAUGCAAUUAUACGCGGAAGAGAUUCUUUGGCAAGCGAUGAAAUCAAAGCCCAAUGCGAAAAGAAACUAAAGGAGUUGGGUGGCCUUGUCACAAAAUUCAUCAUCCGUAGAACCAACGACCUUUUGUCCAAAUAUUUGCCUGUCAAAUACGAGCAAGUUGUCUUUUGUGGCUUAUCCGAUUUCCAGCUAUCCCUCUAUAAUCAUUUUAUCACUUCUCCUGAAAUCAAGGCGCUCCUUCGCGGACAAGACUCACAACCUCUAAAAGCUAUUAACAUACUGAAGAAACUAUGCAACCAUCCCGAACUUCUUAAUUUGCCCGACGACCUCAAAGGAAGUGAAAAACUAAUACCAGAAGGUUUCAAUGGGGCAGGAAGUGGCGCAAAAGACAGAGGACGCAAUCAAACUGUACGCUGCGACUGGAGCGGCAAAUUCUUGGUUUUGGAGAGGUUCUUGCAUCAAAUUCAUACUCAAACCGAUGACAAGAUCGUGUUGAUCAGCAACUAUACCCAAACGCUCGACCUAUUCGAGAAACUUUGCCGAAGCAAAAAAUAUGGGUUCUUCCGGCUUGAUGGAACGAUGACGAUUCCCAAGCGUCAGAAACUCGUUGAUCAAUUUAAUGAUCCUACAGGCAAAGAGUUUAUUUUCCUCCUCAGCAGUAAAGCAGGUGGUUGCGGCAUUAACCUCAUUGGAGCCAACCGCCUCAUCCUCUUUGAUCCUGAUUGGAACCCUGCAGCAGAUCAACAAGCAUUGGCUCGUGUAUGGCGUGAUGGCCAAAAGAAAGAAUGUUUUGUUUAUCGUUUUAUCUCCACGGGGACGAUAGAAGAGAAAAUCUUUCAACGACAAGCGAACAAGCAGGCUCUCUCCUCUGCAGUUGUGGACGAAAAGGAAGAUGCAGAACGUCAUUUUUCCCUCGAUGCCCUCCGUCAACUUUUUAUUUUUAACCAAAAUACCCUGUGUGACACGCAUGAUACAUUUAAAUGCAAGAGGUGCAAAGAUGGUAGACAGAUGGUUAAAGCCCCUGCUCUACUCUACGGAGAUGCAAGCACAUGGAAUCAUUUCACGAACAGUGAACUGAAAAAUAACCACGACGACCUCCUUCGGGCAGAGACUGGGCUUCCAGAAGUUUCUUUUGCUUUCCAAUAUAUCAGUCAUUAG